UUAAAAGUUGAUUUUACUGCCCCUUUAACAAAGGGUCACUGAAAUAAAGAACGAAGGAAUUUAAUAGAAAAUUGCAUAUUAUAAUGGUAUUUAUUAAUAUGUUUAUCUGUAUUUUACAUUGGGUUAUUAGAAAAAGUGAUAGGAUUGCUAAACUAAACCCUUUCCACUUCUUCAGUGUGGGGCUUUCCAGGUGGAACAUGCCAGAAUGUUGUCUGAGACCAGACAUGGGACAUUCCUCAUUCCCAUGCAGCAGCAGAAAAAUAAAAGGCUCACAAAGAGGAGAGAGAGCAGAGCAGGAGCAGCCAAAUAGGGCAAAGACAAGGUCACUUGGUCACCGACUUUGUCUUAAGACAAAGUCGGGCCAAACGGCGAAAAAGCCAAAAUAAAUAUGGUGCUGGAGCGCUUAAAGGAGAGAUGUUUCCAGAGAGAAAUCCACCACCACAUCACUGAAGCAGAGGAGUUUGUCUUGAGUCGCUCUCUGAACAUCUGGAGCCAAAAUCAAAGAAUCUGAAACUCUGAAUUAAUUGUGAGGCAGGAUGAAUGUUUUGAAUGUUUUUUCAGAUGAUCAGUGAACAUUUAAUUUGAUGCACACUAUUUGUUUUCAGGUGACCAGAGAGAGGAAUGUUCAGCAGUUUUUGCAGGAAUCCAUUUCCUUCACAAGAACAUCAGAUUUCAUUUUCCAGCCUGCUCUGCGGGACGUGACAACUGCACUGCAGGACAUCCGGGACUCUGAGGGAGAGAGCUGCUUGGUGAAGGAGGCCAAGAAAUGGGCAGCCAAGGCUGCCAAGGACUACAAGAUCGCCACUCAUGGGGAAAGGGCUCUGGAUGUGCUGGAGAGUCGAAGGAAGCUGUUGUCAGGGGAGACGGGGCUCAGUGUGGAGCAGAAGAUCACAGAGGUUCAGGAGAGUGUCAGGAAAGCAAAGCUCAGCAGGGUGAAGGCGGAGGCUCGCCUGGCUCUGCUGGCCCUCAGCGUCACGGGGACCCAACAGUGGCUCCACAAUGCCAUGAACCAGGCGGAGGAGGAGCUGGAGACAGAGCGGCAUCUCAGCGAGCAGAGGAGGUCCACAGAGGAGUUUUCAGAGGAUGAGUUUGAGCUGACUGACUUUGAGGACUAUGACGAUGAGAAUGGAGACAUAUUUGCAGACCCAGUUUCGGCCUCUAGAGUGUGUGUGUAUCCUGCAGCCUGCAGAGUUGUCUACAGCUAUCAGGCGAGCCAAUCAGAUGAGCUGUCAGUCACAGAGGGGGAGGAGCUUCAUGUGGUUGAAGACGGAGAUGUGGAGGACUGGCUGAAGGUGUGUAACUCCUGUGGCCAGGUGGGGUAUGUUCCUGAGCGCUAUGUGCAGUUCCAGUGUCUACCAGCAGAGUACGCUGCUCAGCUGGACAGCUCCUUCAGCUCCAGCUCCUCCUCAGGGAUAAAAGAGAAGGCCACCGGUGUUGUCAAAGCUCUGUACUCCUACCAAGCUCAAAGUGCAGAAGAGCUUUCCUUCCAGGAGGGAGCGCUAAUUCGUCUCAUACGCUGUCUACACGGAGAGGUAGAUGAUGGUUUUUGGGAAGGAGAACUAGAUGGGCGAAUCGGUGUUUUCCCGUCAUUGCUGGUGGAGCUCCUGCAUGAAGAAGAAGAGGAGGAGGAGAAAGAGCCUCUCCAUACUGCAGCUAUAUGUCCCUGCUCACCCCCCAUCCCAAUUCCCUCAGCUUCUGCUGGUGACUGUGCAAACAUUACUACUACUCCUCCUGCUGGUGUGGAGGACAAACAGCAGUCUGUUCACAUAGAAGAGUCAAGGGUUGCUGAGGCUGACACUAGAGGCCCCACUCCUCUAGAGUUCCCCAGCGAUCGAUUAAGACCAUGUCGGGCUCCCCCUCCUCCGCCAACGAGCUCCAUGUGGGAUGGUUGAGCUACACAGGAAAUAGUGACUUAUUUUGAGCCAAUCACCUCAUGCCUCAGCAGACACUAGUGGUGUUCUCACUGGCAAAAUUGAGAAUGCAACAGACACUACAUAGGUUUCUCUGCAAUGGACCUGUUGAAAAGUCAGUAUAUGCACACCCUUUAACAGGUGAAAUAUUAGAAGGAUCAGUGUUUAAAAUACAGUUAACGGAAUAUCCAAAUAGAAAAGUUAAUAUUUAUGGAGUGGCGUUUGUAAAGUUACACAGUCAAAGAACAAUAGCAAUAAUUUGGAUUGGUUAGUACGGUGGCCGACAGGUGCAAAUGCGCAGCAACAGAGAAAACAUGCAAAAAAAUAGAGACGCAAACAUAUGAAAUGCAGCAAGCAAGAAGAGAUGACGCAAA
This is a messenger RNA of Poecilia latipinna (sailfin molly), 2284 nucleotides long. RefSeq names its product F-BAR and double SH3 domains protein 1-like. The coding region runs from base 585 to 1892 and encodes 435 amino acids. NCBI's taxonomy places the organism in Eukaryota, Metazoa, Chordata, Actinopteri, Cyprinodontiformes, Poeciliidae. Gene Ontology annotation, molecular function: protein binding. The record is from RefSeq and is a predicted model, not a curated record. Gene Ontology annotation, cellular component: neuromuscular junction; recycling endosome. Gene Ontology annotation, biological process: regulation of actin filament polymerization; neuromuscular synaptic transmission. The transcript has 12 exons.